AUGAACUGCCAGAGAUACAUCUCUCAUCGUGGCUCACGAGCCCUGGAACGACAACUAAUCUAUCCAUUUGCACGAGAGAAGCUUGUGAACUGGACCGUCCAGAUUGCAUAUCACAAUCCUUUGAAAACGGUACGACCGGUCUCUCUCAUACGUUCUCCUUCGUCACUGACCGUCUUUUUGUUUUCAGACGUGUUCUGUGGCACCACAAGUGAGAUGUCUUGGUCGGACUCCCCUCCUUCACCGAGUGCUAUGUCUCAUUUGCCUACCAUGCUGUCCCAAGUCACAAAUGCUGUGAAUAUGUUACACCCUGCCAUGUCGGGAAACGGCGAAUUGUUCUUGGGCGGCCACCUUGCAGCAGGCUUCAGCCCACGUCCACUCGAACAUCCCACGUACUCGUUGAUGGAUGAGGACGAUGAAGACAUCACCGGUGAACAGUAUCAUCUUGCUAUGGGUGUUCUCCACCAAGACACUGCGCAUAAAUAUGAAUCAAUACUUACAAUGUACAAUGAAGAAUUCUCCAUGUUCCCUCUCACCAUGGACUGUCCGAUUAAUCCAUUCCGGGUCCGCAAAAUCCGCGGAGGAGAGUCCGACUUCCUUCUACACGCCAUAGUGGCCAUGGCUUCACAGCAUCUUGCAAAACAAACCAAUCGAGCAGACCUGACCCUCCAAGUACACAAUCACCGUUCAACGGCUAUCCAACUCUUUGCCCAAGCUCUUUGUCAGUCAGACCCAUUCACCCUUCUAGAUGGACUUCUCUUGAUCGUCAGUCUUGAUCUCACCCAGUCUGCUUUGGGGACCUGGGGUAUUCACUUGGAUGGGGCUCGAAGGCUCCUUGAGGCUGCCAAUGCCCUACAAAUUAGUCAGAGGAGCGCUCGCAUACGGGCACAAAUCGCAUUCCUAGUUUGGUGGGACGUCACACUCGCCUUCAUAUCUCGAGAUGACCUGCACCUUCCACUGUCCUACCUCGAUAUGUUGGUGGAGCAUGGUGACAGUCCAGACUGGUCAUUCUUUGCACUGAAUGGGUGCCCGAUCGAACUCGUGGUCGCCAUGGCGAAACUCGCAAAAUUGGCGUCGAUCUAUGAGAAGACUCAACAGAUGGAAUGGACAAUAUUUGACAGAACUCCCGUGGACCAGGUCAUCACCGAGGUCAAAGACUUUGUCAACAAGGAAGAUGCAACUUUGAUAGAUAUUGGGCUCGCAGAAGAUGAUAUCGAUGCGCAGCGAGAUCGCUUUCAUUGUAUCGAAGCUUGGAGGCAUGCGAUUCUUCUCUACACCUGUCGGGUGUUCGACCGUCCGCAAGAGUCGAUGGGCCUUCGAGUGAUCAGUCACUUGACCCGUGUCAUUCUUGACCAUGUACGCUGCAUCUCUCGGAGAUCGUUCAUCCAGAAACAGGUUCUCCUGCCUGUGUUCUUGGCUGGGUCGGAAGUCAGCGACGAGCAAGAUCGUGCAUUUAUACGGGAAUACUGCAAACAUUGGAGUGCUGCAGCCCGAUUCUACAUGUUUGAAUCUACCAGAUUCCUCUUGGAAGAUAUUUGGGGAGACUGGGACUCAUCAACAAGAGGAUCAUAUUGGUGGGGCCUCAAAGUCGGUCUCAACAACGGUAACGGCACAACAGGCGAAAGCAGCGAAUUGCCUAUGCAGGUCCUCCUAGGCUAG
Messenger RNA from Exophiala spinifera, 1656 nucleotides. RefSeq lists its product as uncharacterized. Gene Ontology annotation, cellular component: nucleus. The transcript is spliced from 4 exons. Gene Ontology annotation, biological process: positive regulation of transcription by RNA polymerase II. NCBI's taxonomy places the organism in Eukaryota, Fungi, Ascomycota, Eurotiomycetes, Chaetothyriales, Herpotrichiellaceae. Bases 1 to 1656 code for a protein of 551 amino acids. The record is from RefSeq and is a predicted model, not a curated record. Gene Ontology annotation, molecular function: DNA-binding transcription factor activity; transcription cis-regulatory region binding.